UUUGCUUUAAAAGCAUUCACGAAAUGCGGUUGCUUGGCAUUGCGUUUGCCUGCGCUUUUAUAAACAUUGCCACCGCUCAGUGCAAACUAUCGAUGCCCGAUGACAUCAAAGCGUUAAAUGCUCCGGUUAUACUUGUAACGAGUGCUCCUAGUAAAGGCUAUAAACUAUUUCAGCCGAUUGCCAGGCACACACAAUUUCCCGAUGAAAGUAAAAUUAAAUUAAUCUGCACGAAUGAAGAUAAUUUUUUAAAACUGAGCAGUGGAAAUCAAUUAACAUUGACCUGCACUGAUGGUGAAUUUUUGGAUGCAACGGGAGCUAAACGCGAAAUUCGGGCGAUAUCUUGCGAAAAAUUACCCACUUACGUGAUCAAGAAAACAGCCGAACGAUGUGCUAUUAACUUUUUCAUUUAUAGCGUUGGCUAUGAGAUAGAUUCACGAUUCUAUGGCCCGAUCUAUAAGAUAUGUUACGGUGAUAAUAACCCAGCCGGCUUUUAUACGCAUCACAUAAUCAAUGGUCAGUCAUUAAAAUAUAAAUUAUCCCGUGGCGCGAAAUUUUAUACAUCUUUAAUAACUACAAAAUUCAUAGCUGAAGAUUUGGACGAUCUUUACUAUCUUCAAAGUCAGUUGAAAGUGUUUAAAUAUCUUAAUCACAAUGGCAGAUCGAUUGUGAAUGAUUUUAAUUAUUUCGUCGAGGGUCGAUUGACACCCGAUGCUGAUAUGAUUACAUUUUAUGAAAAAUUAUGCACUUACGAUUAUGCAAAUGUUAUACCACAAUUCCGAACGGUUCGUGAUGGCAAUGUGCUGCUUGUUGAGAAAAGGUUACGUGACUUAGCAAUGAAACAAAAUCUUAAGCUUGAUGUUUAUAGCGGAUAUUUUCAAACGUUGAAAAUGAAUCUUGAAGGCCAAGACAAAUACAUUUACUUGGAUAACCAAGCUGAGCUUCCUGAGCAUCCGGUACCCCAAUACAUUUACAAAUUUGCCUUUGACAAAUUCAAUAGCUCUGGCAUAGUGUUCAUUAUACUAAAUGAUCCCUACAGCGCAAGAUCGGGCCAAGUAAUGAAAGAAUUGUGCAAGAAUGUAUGCGAAGAAGCCAAUGUCAAAACACGACGAUUCAGACUGCGAAAAAAUGGAUAUACCACCUGUUGCCGUUAUUCGGAGUUUAAAAGAAAAAUUCGAAUCCUACCUGAAACUAUCGAAGUCAAACACAUACUCAAAUGGUACUAAAAUUAUUAUAACAUAUUUUGUGAGGCAAAAUUUGAUGAAGAUAAAUAGACCAACAGCAUGGCAUGUUCAUAUAAUAAUUUCUUUUACCGUGUUACGGCAAUCCAUAUAUCAAGCGUAGUACGUUUACUUAACUUGCCCUGAACUUUACUAAAUAUCAGCUCAGAAUUUUUAACCCGGCUACUUUAAUGUGUAUGUUUCUGCUUUGAUGAUCUAUACUAUUUACGUUU
Molecule: messenger RNA, 1450 nt
Organism: Glossina fuscipes
Lineage: Eukaryota; Metazoa; Arthropoda; Insecta; Diptera; Glossinidae
Exons: 3
Coding region: 24-1223 (399 amino acids)
Biological process (GO): apoptotic DNA fragmentation
Cellular component (GO): mitochondrial inner membrane; nucleus
Molecular function (GO): RNA endonuclease activity; nucleic acid binding; single-stranded DNA endonuclease activity
Source: RefSeq, a predicted model, not a curated record